Colias croceus (clouded yellow) is the source of this 1160-nucleotide messenger RNA. RefSeq names its product 1-acyl-sn-glycerol-3-phosphate acyltransferase alpha-like. Gene Ontology annotation, molecular function: 1-acylglycerol-3-phosphate O-acyltransferase activity. The record is from RefSeq and is a predicted model, not a curated record. The transcript is spliced from 8 exons. Gene Ontology annotation, cellular component: membrane; endoplasmic reticulum. NCBI's taxonomy places the organism in Eukaryota, Metazoa, Arthropoda, Insecta, Lepidoptera, Pieridae. Gene Ontology annotation, biological process: phosphatidic acid biosynthetic process. The coding region runs from base 226 to 1044 and encodes 272 amino acids.
UUGCCAGUUGUUUACGUUUAGUCAGUAUCACACUGUAGUGUGCGUCGGUGUACUAUUGUACAGCGUAUAUUAAUUAAGUACAUUAUCAAUGGGCAUUGAGCAAUGAGUUAUGAGUGAGAAUACCCGUAUCUGUUUUAUUGACAUUUUUAUAUAAACAGAUUUUUGGAUGCGCGGGUGCGGUACCUUGAAAUAUAUUGUAAAUCAUAAAUGUGAUAAUUUACCAGAAUGGCUGCCUUCGAUGUUGUGCUCGGAUGCGUGAUGGCCCUUCUCAUCAUACUAUUUUCCAUUAGUUCUAUUGCUAGGUAUUACAUAAAGUUUACAUUAUUUGCAGUUCUAUCGCUAAUAUUUGCAACAGCACCCCUUCCGCUCAUGCUGUUUAGGCCUUUUGACCCCAAGAACGCUUUAAUACCAGCAGCCCUUUUGAGGUUUUCUGCUCGUGUUUUGGGUAUUCGAUGGACUGUUCGAGGAGUCGAGAACGUUGACGACUCCAGAGGUGCCGUGGUGUUACUCAAUCAUCAGAGUUCCUUGGAUCUAUACAUACUAGCGGUACUAUGGCCUCUGAUGGCGCGAUGUACCGUGGUUUCGAAGCGCUCUCUACAGUUCCUGGUACCAUUUGGCACUGCGGCUUGGCUCUGGGGCACUGUUUUCAUCGAUCGAGGCUCUGCCCAUUCCGCACGGUCCGUGCUAAACCAGCAGACAGAAGCUGUUCGCGAUCAUAAGCGGAAACUAUUGUUGUUCCCUGAAGGGACAAGACACUCUGGCGAUAAGCUGUUGCCCUUUAGAAAGGGCGCGUUCCACGUCGCUAUGGAUGCCGGCGCUCCUAUUCAACCAGUGGUUGUUUCAAAAUAUCACCAUAUAGAUGCAAAAAGACAUAGGUUUGGAUCAGGUCAUAUCAUCAUAACGAUAUUGCCUUUGAUCGAAACGGAGGGUGUGAGAAAGGAAGACAUAUCAUCUCUAAUAGAGACGGCGCAAAGCAAGAUGCAGAAGGAGUUCAGUCGCACAUCCGCGGAGACUCUUUCUAUGUUACAUGUAAAAGACAAUUAGAGGUAGUAUAAAUUAACGUAAACGGGGCUGUGAUAAUUUCAAAUGUUCGUGGUAAACAUAAUAAUUACUAAAUAUAUGUAUAAAUUUAAUAUACAAGCAAUAAAUUAUUAAUUUAA